Molecule: messenger RNA, 5005 nt
Organism: Loxodonta africana (African savanna elephant)
Lineage: Eukaryota; Metazoa; Chordata; Mammalia; Proboscidea; Elephantidae
Gene: ARSJ
Product: arylsulfatase family member J
Exons: 2
Coding region: 1690-3489 (599 amino acids)
Source: RefSeq, a predicted model, not a curated record
CGAGGCGACUUUUCUUUCCUGCAGGAACGCAGACCGGCUUCGCGGUUCUUGAGGGUGAAAUGUAGAACGCUUCCUACUCUCCAGGUUCUUGGGUUGGCUGGGGACACCCUGUGGGUAAAUUUGAGAAGGGUAAGAAGGAGUAAGCAAUUUCAAUAUCUUCAUCCUCUAAGGAGAAGCUAAUGAGGAAGUCAGACUGUGAAGGUCAACUAUUGUGAGAGGAAAUGAACAACUGUAGGCCGUGACUAUUUAAAAAAAAAAAAAAAAAACAGGGAGAAAAGAAGUAGGCAAAAUUGGGGAGGGGGCCGGGGGGAAAGAAGGACUAGUAAAGGAAAACCACAAGAAAGAGGAAACAGUACGUCGCGCUGAUUGCUGCUUCUCCUGUUGCUUCUCUCACUCCCUGCAUCCGCAGCGAUCCCCACCCAGCAAGGAGCUAAAACAAGUUUGCAAACGCGGCCUUCGGCCUGAGCAAGCGGGCUCCAAGUGCAGAUCCACGAAGAGAAGCACCCGCUUCACCCUUCUCCAUUGGCGCCGCGGUCGUUCUUACCCCUCUCCUGCUGACCGACGAGAGAGGGCAGACGGCGGGAUGGGAAGCAAUAGCUCUGGAGGACACCCCAGGAUCCCAGAGGGCUCGGGCAGCCGGCAGCUAACUCUCUCUCUUUUUCUGGCAAAACCUCCCUCCCUCCUGCACGCUCCUCCCGGAAAAGAAAAAGGAAAGAUCGAACCUUUAAGCCGGCCUUGCUGCCACCCGCCUCUUCCUGGGCCAGCUAAAGCAGAAAGGACCGUUCUGUGAUUCACUGGACAAAGGGGGAGGAGGCAGCAGAGAAGUCUCAAGUGCCAAAAAACUAAGUGAGUUAGCUGACAGAACGCGCGCGCUCGCAGGCGCCUCCGCCGGGUGCACCGACUCCGCAAGGAGACCAAGUGGGCUCGGCGUGGACUGGCUGCCGGGGCAGGGACCCCGCUCAGUCCCCACGCCCUCCAGCGACCCCGGAGGACUCGUUGCCCGAAGUUCCAGAGAAAGGAGUGGUUAGCGGGAGAGGAAGAUCAGGAAACUGGGCUUUUUUUUUUUUUUUUUUUUUCCUCACUUCGCCGCCUGAGGAGUGUCGGGAGAUUCUCAAACGCCUCAAAUGGACCGGGAAAAAUAAAGCGCCCUGGAAAAGUGGAGAAAGUGAUCCGACAGCCGGUCCAGAGCGAGACGCGGCGGCUCAACUUUCCCAGUGUUUUCCAGGUAAGUGGACCACUGGGUGCACCGUCGAUCCCGCAGCCAACAGUGCUAGCGCGCCCUAGAAAGCCUCGGCCCCCAACUUUGAGGACGUGUGGGUCAUGAAACUUACUGUCCUGUGUGAUUCUCAAUUCCUUACUUGAUUUUUUUCAUUGGAGAACUCUUCAGUGGAGACAUUAACUUCUUUGGUAGAAGCUGCUCUAGGGAAUGAAGGAGAGAGGAAAGUGAAAUCUGUUGGAGAAGAGUGACUCCUCCUUAGGUUCCCGAAGUCCCGUCUCUUGGACCAUCACUUCUAAAAGAGAAGGAUUAAAGUUGUUGGACGUGUUGACAGCUGCGAGGGGCACAAGACCUCAUUUCAGGUGAAGACCCUCCACAGCCUGUCCCGUCUACCCCUCUGUGUGCAUGUGUGCGCCGGCCGCGGCGGGGAGUGCGUGCUUCUGCGCUUGGAGCUUCAGCUGGGACCAGAGUGAAUGGCCCCCAGGGUCUGCGCGGGGCCGCCGCCUCCGCCGCUUCCGCAGGUCUGGGUCUGGCCUGGAAAGAUGCUAGCCAUGGGAGCGCUGGCAGGCUUCUGGGUCCUCAGCCUCCUCACCUAUGGUUACCUGUCCUGGGGCCAUGGCUUGGAGGAGGAGGAGGAAGGGGCCAUGCGAGCUCAAGCUGGAGAAAGAAUGGAGACCAGCACAACUGCCACCUCCCAGCCCCAUCUCAUUUUCAUCCUAGCGGAUGAUCAGGGAUUUAGAGAUGUGGGUUACCACGGAUCUGAGAUAAAGACACCCACUCUUGACAAGCUCGCUGCCGAAGGAGUUAAACUGGAGAACUACUAUGUCCAGCCUAUUUGCACACCAUCUAGGAGUCAGUUUAUUACUGGAAAGUAUCAGAUACACACCGGACUUCAACAUUCUAUCAUAAGACCUACCCAACCCAACUGCUUACCUCUGGACAAUGCAACCCUACCUCAGAAGCUGAAGGAGGUUGGAUAUUCAACACACAUGGUUGGAAAAUGGCACUUGGGUUUUUACAGAAAAGAGUGCAUGCCCACCAAGAGAGGGUUUGAUACCUUUUUUGGUUCCCUCUUGGGAAGUGGUGAUUACUAUACACACUACAAAUGUGACAGUCCCGGAAUGUGUGGCUAUGAUUUGUAUGAAAAUGACCGUGCUGCCUGGGACUACGACAAUGGCAUAUACUCCACACAAAUGUACACUCAGAGAGUACAGCAAAUUCUAGCUUCCCAUAACCCCAGAAAACCUAUAUUUUUGUAUAUUGCCUACCAAGCUGUUCACUCACCACUGCAAGCCCCUGGCCGGUAUUUUGAACAUUACCGAUCCAUUAUCAACAUCAACAGGAGGAGGUAUGCUGCCAUGCUUGCCUGCUUAGAUGAAGCAAUCAACAACGUGACCCUGGCUCUGGAGACAUAUGGUUUCUAUAACAACAGCAUUAUUAUUUACUCUUCAGAUAAUGGCGGCCAGCCUACGGCAGGAGGAAGUAACUGGCCUCUCAGAGGUAGCAAAGGAACGUAUUGGGAAGGGGGGAUCCGGGCUGUUGGCUUUGUGCAUAGCCCACUUCUGAAAAAUAAGGGAACAGUGUGUAAGGAGCUUGUGCACAUUACUGACUGGUACCCCACUCUGAUUACACUGGCCGAAGGACAGAUUGAUGAGGACGUUCAACUGGAUGGAUACGACAUCUGGGAGACUAUAAGUGAAGGUCUUCGUUCGCCCCGAGUGGAUAUUUUGCACAACAUUGACCCCAUAUACACCAAGGCGAAAAACGGCUCUUGGGCAGCAGGCUAUGGGAUCUGGAACACUGCAAUCCAGUCAGCCAUCAGAGUGCAGCACUGGAAACUGCUGACAGGAAAUCCUGGAUAUAGUGACUGGGUUCCCCCUCAGUCUUUCAGCAACCUGGGUCCGAAUCGGUGGCACAAUGAGCGAAUAACUUUGUCAACUGGCAAAACUAUAUGGCUUUUCAACAUCACAGCUGACCCAUAUGAGAGAGUGGACCUAUCUAACAGGUAUCCUGGAAUUGUAAAGAAGCUCCUACGGAGGCUCUCUCAGUUCAACAAAACUGCAGUGCCGGUCAGGUACCCCCCCAAAGACCCCAGAAGUAACCCUCGGCUCAAUGGAGGAGUCUGGGGACCCUGGUAUAAAGAGGAACACAAGAAAAAGAAGCCAAGCAAAAAUAAGGCCGGGAAAAAGCCGAAAAAAAGAAAGACAAAGAAGAAGAAACAACCGAAAGCAGGCUCAUUUCCAAAGUGCCAUUCAGGUACUAAUCGUGGAUAAGUACAAAUUUUCUGCUGUUAAAUCAAUUUUUAGCCUUUCCCCUGUUUUCUAGGCAAGCCAGCAAAUUUAGCUCAAUAAUAUCACUGCUGUAGCAUCAGACAUAUUUUCAUGUUGUGCCGUGCCAGAGACUUCUGCGACCUGGACAUCCACGGUGGAGAACUAUUCUACUCAGGUGCCAAAGGUGCUACUCAUGUAAGCCACACUUGGAGGAGAAUGGAGGUGCUUACUUCUGUCGCUCUGUUAUAAAAGGUGGUCGAUAAUGAGUUCAACUGCUGUGCUUUAGUGAAUUGACCAAAUACAAUGCUUUAAAUUGUAAGAGGGGACCAGAACCUACAAGGGAUGAACAUGCUAAUUUGAUGGACAUUACAGGAUAGCAUGAUUAAAAACUGUUUUUAAUAAAGUGUAGUCAAAGGAUAUAUCACCUCAAACACCUUGAAAAAGAUAUGUUCUUAGUGAAUUUUUGAAUCUCAGUCAUAUGAUAAAAAAAAGGUUCUUAAAUGAAUUUAAUUUCAUGUAUCUUUUUUUUUUUCCUGUGAAAAUAAGAUGGUUUUCUCACACGUGAACAGCUUGCACCUCGUAUUUUCAUGCAUGACAAAAUGGCAACUCAGAAUGUUUGAGCACAUUGCCAAAUAUGAAUGUAACUAUUUUCUAAACACUUUAAUGGAAUGACGUUUCAGCAUUGAAUACAUAAUUUAUUUUUACAGAAAAAAAUUAUUUUGUUAUAAAAAGUUAUGUAAAUGACUUUUUAUUAUUUUAUUCCUAUUUUCUGCAUACCAUUAGAGUUUUAUUUCAUGUCUUCAAGAUUAGCAGACACUGUAAAACUAUAAAUUACUGUAGUACUGUGUGAAUUCAUAUAUUAGAAAAAGAAAAUUACUCAGAAAAAAUUACAGUCAUCAUUGUUCAACCAUUACUUUGAAUGUAAUAAGAUGAAUAUUUUCCUUACUAAUUAUUUGAAAAUUGAAUAUUUGUAUAGAGCUGAGACAUCUUUAUUGUUUCUAGCAUAAAUGCUAUUUAUGUAGCUAUUAAAUUGAUUUUAUUUUAUGGCACUAGCAAAUUUAGUUUGGCUUUUCUGAUCUAACGUCUAGAUAAAAUUGUAUUAUUCAUCUUAACAAACAGCAGUCUUUGUAAAUAGGAAAUUGAAGAUAUGGUGUGCUAACUGCCACAGUAGUAUAAUUUGGACUUUGCAAAUAUGAGAUGUAUUUCCUCGUGGCUACUGCAUGGAGAAAGAUGUUCACUUGUUAUUAAUAAAUAACUUUUAUAAUGACCCUACUCAAAAACCAAGUGAACACUGUAAGGACACACAGAGAAAUGUAAGAUAGGGAUCCUGCCUGGAGUAGUUAAAUAGCUGGUUUGGGAGCUCACACAUGAAAACGUCAUGAGGAGGGCUCAGGGAACAUCAUCUGUAAUGAAGUUCAUCAAGGGUCAUCAGCGAGUGUAAACAGAUGUGAUUCCUGUUGGCUCUAAAGCUUCCUUUGUAAUGCCCUCUCCUAAUAAAAGGAACAGUGGCUUCCACGUC